Molecule: messenger RNA, 7144 nt
Organism: Rhineura floridana
Lineage: Eukaryota; Metazoa; Chordata; Lepidosauria; Squamata; Rhineuridae
Product: zinc finger protein 420-like
Exons: 5
Coding region: 319-2154 (611 amino acids)
Biological process (GO): regulation of transcription by RNA polymerase II
Cellular component (GO): nucleus
Molecular function (GO): DNA-binding transcription factor activity, RNA polymerase II-specific; RNA polymerase II cis-regulatory region sequence-specific DNA binding
Source: RefSeq, a predicted model, not a curated record
CAGGCCCUGAACCUGGCAAGCCCAGGCCCAAGGCAUGCUGCUCUGCGGGCAGUGAAGGCGGAGUGAUGCCCUCUCCCCGUUCCAAGGGCCGAAGCCCACUGGGCGAGCAACUGAAUCUUUCUUGCUUCAGCCCUCAGAAUUAGGGGUCCCAGGCCAGGCAAGAGAUGGGGGACGACCACUGGGGUCCCACUUCCAGAUGGAUCUCAUCAGAUCUCUGGCACUGGAAUGGUCUCGCUUGAGAGCAGCUCCCCACUUGAAAGCGCAUCGUGGCUGUGAGAGUCCCAGAGGUGGCCGAGUUGACGCCACACAGGCGGUGCAAUGGCCUCAGAAGCGCCAUCUGGAUCGUCUCCUCCUUGGGAUGCAGUUGAAAGAGCUGCCGGAGUGCCAUCUCGGGUUCUGGUGACCUUUGAGGAGGUGGCUGUAUAUUUCACAGAAGAGGAGUGGGCUCUUCUGGAUCCAGGCCAAAGAGCUCUGCACAGGGAAGUCAUGGAGGAGAAUUACGAGACGGUGGCCUCUCUUGCUCUCAUCUCUUUGCUGGAAGGAGAAGAUCCAGUUGCCUGGGGCUCUGAUGAAGGGAAGAGAUUGUGCGGUGAUGGGAAGAACAAUGAGAAUUAUAGGGAGUCAUCUGUGGUGUCAUUGGAAAAAGCCAAGUAUGAAGCGUGGAAACAGAUGUCUGUAUAUCAAAGAGAACCCCCGAAGACUGACAGAAACCAGUCAAAGAAUAGGAGAAAGAAAAUCUCUGCUUCUCAGUGCGCUCACGUUGAUGUACCUCUGCUCCCGUGGGAAGUUCACAAAGGAAACAGGAAGAGAAUAUGUCAAGUGUGUGGGGAAAUAUUUAGAUACAAAUCGCAAUUAAAUAUGCAUUACAGAAUCCAUAUAGGGGAGAAAGUAUUGAAAUGCAUGGAGUGUGGAAAGAGCUUCAGUGAGAACAGUAAGCUUCUUCGUCAUCAAAGAACGCACUCAGGGGAGAGACCAUUUAAAUGCAUUGAGUGUGGAAAGAGCUUCAGUGUGAGUAGUCACCUUACUCGUCAUCAAAGAACCCAUACAGGGGAGAAACCAUUUAAAUGCAUGGAGUGUGGAAAGAGCUUCAGUCAGAGCAGUAGCCUUCCUUUACACCUAAGAACCCACAUAGGGGACAAGCCAUUUAAGUGCACAGAGUGUGGCAAGAGCUUCAGUCGCAUUGGUAACCUUAUUCGUCAUCAAAAAACACACUCAGGGGACAAACCCUAUGAAUGCAUUGAGUGUGGGAAGAGGUUCAGUGUGAGCUACAAUCUUACUAGACAUCAAAGGACCCACACAGGGGAGAAACCAUUUAAAUGCGUUGAGUGUGGCAAGAGCUUCACAUCAAACAAGGGUCUUACUUUACAUCAGAGAACCCACACAGGAGAGAAACCAUUUCAGUGCAUGGAAUGUGGAAAGAGCUUUAGUGUGAGUGCUAAUCUCACUUUACAUCAAAGAAUCCACACAGGAGAAAAACCAUAUGAUUGCACUGAGUGUGGAAAGAGCUUUAGAGGGAGUAGUCACCUUACUUUACAUAAAAAAACCCACACAGGGGAGAAACCCUAUAAAUGCGCUGAGUGUGGAAAGAGCUUCAGUGUGAGUAGUCACCUUACUUGUCAUCAAAGAACCCACACAGGGGAUAAACCAUUUAAAUGCAUGGAGUGUGGGAUGAGCUUCAGUGGGAGUGGUAACCUUAUUCGUCAUCAAAGGACACACUUGGGGGAGAAACCAUUUAAAUGCAUGGAGUGUGGAAAGAGCUUCAGUUUGUGCGAAAACCUUAUUCGUCAUCAAAGAACACACUCAGGAGAGAAACCAUUUAAAUGCAUGGUGUGCGAAAAGAAUUUCAGUGUUAGUGAUAGUCUUACUAGACAUCAAAGAACACACACAGGGGAGAAACCAUUUAAAUGCAUGGAAUGUGGCAAGAGCUUCACUCUGAGCAGCAACCUCACUUUCCAUCAAAGAACCCACAUAGGGGAGAAACCAUAUAAAUGCAUGGAGUGUGGAAAGAGUUUUUGUGUGAGUGGUAAUCUUGCCUUACAUCAAAGAACCCACAUAGGAGAGAAAGCAUAUAAAUGCACAAAGUGUGGAAAGAUAUUUAGUCGGAGAGGUCACCUUACUCUUCAUCAAAGAACACACAGAGGAAACUGUAAAUGAGGGAUGUAGAACCUCUUGCCUGUGGACCAACUGUGGCCCCCAGGCCUCCCUGUUUGGUCCCCAAGGCCAUUUUGGGGAAGCCACACCCAUCUGCCCCAAACCUGACAUCAUGACUUUAGGUAGGGGUGGGUAAGGGCAGGGCUUCAAAGGAACAAGGAGCUUAAAGUAGGCUGCUUUUUGCUAGAACAAGGCAUGCUCCCAACUGCCCACCAGCUGAUGAGUGGUAGGACUGUGCCUUCUGCAAGGAGGGGAAUGCGAUUUCCAUUCAAUGGAAACUGCUUCUCUCUCCGGGUGCACUUAACUCCAACAGUGGUGGCAGCAGAGGGAAGAGCAGAGAUUAUUCUAAUUCUAAUACUCUUUAAAUGCCGGAUUUCUUCUCUCCCUUGCAGCUGGUGAGGGGCACAAAGGAAAGAAUCCCCUCCCGUGCACCUAGGAAGCAAGAAAAGAUUGCAUUUUAAACAGCAAGUUUCUUCCUCAAGAUUCCCUUAGCGGUAAAGGGCACUUGGGGACACCCCCUUCCCAGAGAUUUUGAGAGCUGGGUGGGACAAUCCACCUGUAAGUCAUGUCAUAAUGACAUGAUUGACAGGUGAAUGGCCCUGUCUGCCUGCCAAAUUUGGCCCAUGAGGCCAAACCUGAUAAGGAUCUUGUCCGUGGAGCCAAUAAUGUUCCUCACUCCUGAUUUAAAUGCAUGGAGUGUGGAAAGAAAUUCAGUUUCAGCCUGUAGCCUUACAAAACAUCAAAUAAUGCAUGCAGUGUGGAAAGAGCUUGAGGAGGAGGAGUGGCCUUAUAAAUAUCAAGGAACCCACAAGGUGAAGAUACAAAAAUGUAUAGAGUCUGCAAAGUGCCCCUGUGUGAGUAGUAGCCUUGCUGUGCAUCUGAGCACAUACACGGGAGGAACCCUAAGUAUAUGGAAUAUGAAAAGAGCUUCAAUGACAGCAAAAACCUCGCUUUACAUUAAAAAAUCCACACUGAUGAAAACCAAACUAUUGCUGAGUAUGGAAAGAUCUUAAAUUUGACAGAAGCCUUACUGCGCAUGAAAGAAUGAAAACAAGAAAUUAGAAAUUCAGGGACUAUGGAAAGCGGAAAUAGAGUCUUCUGGCACCUGAAAAUGUAUUACUAUUUAUUGUCUAGAUUCUACAUCAGAUGCUAGGCAAGAUUUUAUAUCUGCGUAGACAGAAAAACUGAACAGUGAGGUCUGAUUGAAGUGAACUGCAUAAAGUACAAUGUAUACUAACUAUGUUGAAGCUUAUAUUUAUGCAAAGUAACCAAUGCCCAUUCACAACAGUUGUAAUUGAUGAUAAUACAGUAAUUCUAGAAUUUCUAUGUUAACUGUCUCACUCUGCCUAACAGUAGAGCUGGCCCUGGUGGUAAUUUAGCGGUUUCAUAUUGGAGUCUCCAUUUGAAGUUCCUUUGUUCAAGAAUUGCUACUUUCAGCUCAGCAAGAAGUCUCCUUCUGCUUUCCGAAUACUGCCUUUAUGGGUGUCAUUCAGACUUCUUUUGAGGGUGCACUUCCUGCCCUCUCUGCCCUCUUUUGCACUGGAGAAUCCGUGGAUGGAGGCUGACUGUGUUCCCAUGUGUGGUGUCUCUCACACACGUGCAAAUCCACACCUCCAAGCUAAAAACAUUUAUUGAAUAUUUCAACUUUGAUGAGUAUAGAAGUUGGAGUCAGGGAUGAUCACAGCAGUAGUCAAAGUGAGGUUCUUCAGAUGUCCAUAGGCUAUUUCAGUCAUCCCUGACCAUUGCCCUGCUGCCCUGGCCAAGCUCUGUGCCUUUAAUUGCACCCAGACCCUCAGAAAUCCAGCAGUGGGAGUUUUCCUUGGUGUGGACGAAACAGGGAGCACAUGGGAGGGGGAGUUCAAGGCACAGAAGCAGGUAAAAUGGAUGCAACCCUCAUUGAUUUCUGCCCUGUUGAAAGAAAAGAGUGGUCGUAUGGUUCAGCAGCUGUGACAAGAAUUGGUUAUUAUUUAUGAGUGGAUCUGUAAGAAAAUGCUCACGAUUCCCUAGUGAAACGCGUCUUUUUAAUUUCUUUCCCCAUUUUAUCUUCCCACUCGCGCCCCCUGCCUCAUCUCUGCAUGGCAUCACUCCAUUUGUGUUUGUAUGUACCUGUUUGCCUUGGUUUUUGAAAUGCUGUCUUUGUUACCUUAAGCUGGGGAUAGGUAGGACACUAUUGGAGCACCUCAGGCUGUCUCCAUCUGUCUAUAAAACUGGAAGCUCCAGGUCUAAAAUCAUAGAAAACCACACUGUAUGUAUCUGGUCAUUCUUUAUGCUGAACUCGCAGCCAAAACAUCUGGUCCUGAUUCACAUGCUACCUGCUUCAUCAAAUUCAUUUGAUCUGGUGACCAGGCCUUAUUUCAGGAAUCUGGUUGUUUGGUCCAGAGGGCGAGGCCAGCAGAGUUAUGGAACUGAAGCAUUAUUUGGUUCAAACUGUCGUUCAUAAAUAGCACGACUGUUUCCUGUUGCAGGAAGGACAGAAAUUCUUCUUGGCCUGGAAGUCUGGAAACACAAGCGGCUGUCAAGCUGUGCCACCAUUAUGAAGAUGAUAGGAAUUUUGAUACUUUUAGCUGCUCUGGACCAGAGUGUCCCCUGAUAAGGCCCCGGGGACCACAUCACUUGCCGUAAGACAAAAGGAAGCUGUUUGAUGACAGUUGUGUGAUACGUCUUUCAUCCUGACAUGGCACUUAACAAUUCAGAACUGCAUUUUAGUGGUGGGUGAAAGGAGGGAGGGGAGAGAAGGAACCAAUCAGUGAUCAGGAAAAGGGUGUUGGGGAGCAGACAGAAGGUUCAGUAUUCUUGGAUUUAUCUUUGCUUCAUCUCAAAAAUUUAAUACAACCUAAGACAUGAAGCAAUAAAAAGAUAAUUGAAAAUCAGUAUGAAUAUUUGAUAUGGACAUGCUGUUGGCCACUAAAUAAAAGAAGACUUAAUUACAGUGGAAGGGGCAAUAGGUCAGUGGUAGAGCAUUUCCCUUACAUGCAGAAGGUCCCAGGUUCAACCCCCAGCAUCUCCAGGAAGGGCAGUCAGUGUAGACAGGACUGAGUUAGGUGGACCAACGUGAUUCAGUAUAAGGCAGCAUCCUAUUCUCAUUCAGCUGUGUACUCUAGCUAAGAUACUGUGCCAAGUAUCAUUUUUCUCGCCCUCUAACACCUUUUGAAGAAGAGCGUUCGCAGGGCUUUAACUCGUCGAAAAGCAGUUACUUCAGCCCUUUCCAACAUUCUUCUAGAUGCUACAUUCGGGCCCUUUGAAGCUUUUCGUGUGUUAUGGGAAGCUGACAUAGGAGAACCUCUUGCUGAUUCAGUGUGGUCCUUGUGGACGUCGGUACUAGUUAGGACACUUUCAGCUUCUGUGAGAGAGGCAGCCUUAAAAAUCACACACCAAUGGUAUCUAACCCUGAUUCAACGUGUUCACCCAGUCGUUUGAGGGGGUGCAAUGAAAAGGGCACAUAUGUGGUGGACUCGCUCUUUUGUUUCUGGGUUUGAGGAUCUUGUGUUUCACCACCUCUCUAAAGUUAUGUGACAUAAAUCCCCUGCCAUAUCCCUUCUCUCAGGUUUUACUGGUCCUUGUCUGCUUUAUAAAAAAAUGUAAAUGUACUGCCUUCAAGUCGAUUCCAACUUAUGGCGACCCUAUGAAGAGGGUUUUCAUGAGGCUGAGAGGCAGUGACUGGCCCAAGGUCACCCAGUGCGCUUCAUGGCUAUGUGGGGAUUCGAACCCUGGUCUCCCAGGUCGUAGUGCAUCUCACAAUAGUUGUAGGGUGGAAGUCUUCUACUGCUUGCUCACUUGGAAAUGUACUUAUAUGUUUGGCGCUUAGCGCUGAUGGAAAAGUCGACUCGCUCUGUACGGCUGACAGGUCAGGGCAAACCUGAUGCUUUUGCAAAGGUCUGGUUUCCUUUUAUUGCCUUUAUUAAUUCCUCCUCAGAUGGCAUUUAGUCCCCAGCAUCACAUGCUAGUUCAUGGUGCAAUUUUAUGUAAUGGUAUUUGGUUGUUAUAUUUUCCUACUUUUGAUAUAUUGUGGGGUGGCGGUAUUGUGACACUUUAUAUGUAUGACCCCCUUUAUGCCUUCUUAUGACCCAUAUUAUUUGUUUAUUGUUUAUUUUUGAAAUAAACUAUUACUAUUAUUUUUAAAAGGCAGCUUCCUAUGUUCCUAGGCUUUCAGGCCACAAUUUGGGAGCCCCUGUGUAUGUAGGGCUCCAUUCGGGAGGAAAUAUAAAUUUAAUAAAUAAACUGGGAAUGUAGGAAGCUCUAAUUAGAGGGCCGGUGGAGUUUAGGGUUCACACUGCAUUUCCCAUGUAAUCACUGCAUCCUAAUUGGGUUUAAUGUGUAACAGUCUUUUCUUUUUCCUCCAAAUCCUGCCUGUGGUUGUUUUGCACACAAGCACACACACAUACAGCACUCUUUAAGACCUUCUUAAGAGCCUGGAGCCCUCAGUACCCUUGCCUAGGGCAUUCCCAACUUCAGGGGGGUCCUCUGAAGUUCAGGCUAUGCCAUCCGAGAGGUACGUAGCUGUGUUUUAAUGCACCUUGCUGUGAGUCCCCCUCCCAGCUGAGAUUAGAUUGGUACCCUCCUUGCUGAACUUCAGGUGCAUGAUGAAGACGUUCUUGUUCCAGCAGCGUUUUAAGACAGUCGUCUUUCUGCUUCCUUUUAUUAUGCCUUUUAAAUUGUGUAUGGUUUAUUUUAGCUACACUGCUGAGAAAUGCAAAUGAUUGUUGUUGUUAUAUGCCUUCAAGUCGAUUACGACUUAUGGCGACCCUAUGAAGCUAUUUUUGGAUAUAUUCAUAGGGUUUUCAUGGUAAGAGGUAUUCAGAGGGGGCUCACCAUUGCCUUCCUCCAAGCCUACGGCACCCGGUCUUCCCGAGUACUAACCAGGCCUGACCCUGCUUAGCUUCCAAGAACAGACAAGAUUGGGCGUGUUCAGGGUAGUAUGGCUGUAGGGGCAAAUGAUUAAGUGAUAUAUAAAUGCUUUAAAUAAAUACAUGUGGGGCUUUCAUGUUCCUGGCUG